AUGGCCUCCGCCUUUAAGACCCUCGCCGCUCUCUUCCAUGUUUUCCCACUAAUAAUCCUUGCUGGUUUCGCAAAGGAGAUGAAGCACCACCAAGCAGACAACGGCAAGAUGAAGACGACCCGCCUGCAUUUCUACUUCCACGACAUCGUCAAUGGAAAACACCCGACGGCCAUUACGGUUGCCGGCCGGAGAAACGAGUUUGGCAGCACGGCGGUGGUCGACGACCCCCUGACAGAGGGGACGAGUCCCGAGUCGAGGGUGAUUGGGAGAGCUCAGGGGUUGUACUCCAUGUCCUCCAGGGACCUCUCUUCCCUGCUCAUGGUCAUGAAUUUCGAGUUCACAAAGGGCAAGUACAACGGGAGCUCCCUCAGUGUUCUCGGGAGGAACCCAUUUCUCGAGGCCAUGAGGGAGUUGCCGGUUGUAGGGGGGAGCGGGAUUUUCAGGUUCGCGCGGGGCUAUGCACUUGCAAAAACUCAACGGUUCAAUUUGAACACAGGGAAUGCUGUGGUGGAGUACAACGUCUAUGUCAUGCAUCCCUAA
Striga hermonthica is the source of this 540-nucleotide messenger RNA. NCBI's taxonomy places the organism in Eukaryota, Viridiplantae, Streptophyta, Magnoliopsida, Lamiales, Orobanchaceae. The record is from the annotation of a GenBank genome assembly.